Molecule: messenger RNA, 12082 nt
Organism: Monodelphis domestica (gray short-tailed opossum)
Lineage: Eukaryota; Metazoa; Chordata; Mammalia; Didelphimorphia; Didelphidae
Gene: RREB1
Product: ras responsive element binding protein 1
Biological process (GO): regulation of transcription by RNA polymerase II
Cellular component (GO): nucleus
Molecular function (GO): DNA-binding transcription activator activity, RNA polymerase II-specific; RNA polymerase II cis-regulatory region sequence-specific DNA binding
Source: RefSeq, a predicted model, not a curated record
AGGCAGGCUAGGGAGAGGGGCUGCUGCUUUCUCCUGACUCAGCCCUUGGACCAGCUGACAGCCCUGAGAGCAGGGAUUUUUUAUGGCUUCUGGAAGGUGGGAGUGGUUGUGAGAGAGGGCAUUGUGAAGAACAGAAGAAGGAAGAGCAAGUGGAGGCCAGAGCAAUUGAUGGGCAGCUCCUCAACAUUGUCCUGGAUCACUGUAUUGCUAUUAGUGUCUAAGUCUAUUACAUCUGAUCAUCCUACAAUGUUUUGGUUACUGUGUAUAAUGUUCUCCUGGUUCUGCUUGUUUCACUCUGCAUCAGUUUGUGAAGAUCUUUCCUGCUCUUUCUGAAAUCAUUCUGUUCAUCAUUCCUUACAACACAAUAGUAUUCCAUCAUCAUCAUAUGCCACAAUUUAUUCAGCCAUUCCCCAGUUAAGGGACAUCCCUUUAGUUUCCAAUUAUUUGCCAUCACAAAAAGUGUAGCUAUAAAUAUUUUUGUACAAACAGGUCCUUUUUUAUUUUUACAGUUUCUUUGGGAUAGAGAUCUAGUAGUUGUAUUGCUGGAUCAAAAGCUAUGCAUUGAAGAUCACAUGAUAUGAAGAUCACAUUUUAAAAUCCUACAUUUCUCUUCAACUUUCCUUAGAAACUGGCAUCCUGUAAGAGUGAAGAUGAAAUCCUUGAGCAGUGCUUAGUUUGGUGCCCCCUCCAUUGUACUCGCCAGGCCUGCAGAAUGGGGAUGUUUCACACUGUUCCUGGCCUAGGCUCACUGGCUUUCUUCAGUCUUCCAGCUCCUCACACUCAUUCCUUGUCUCCGCCCCUCAGGCACAUUGUUUUCUUCCCUCCUCAAUCUCCCAGCCCCUUUGGAUCAACUCUGUGCAGAUCAUUGGCAACUCUCUAUCUUGGGAGCCCUAUCUGAUCUUGCUCCUGAGCUUUAGACUUUGAAUCUUAAACUGCCCAUUUAAAAGAACCUUCUCCUGUUCCUGUGGGUCCAUAGGCACCUCAGAUAUAAAAUGGCCCAAAUCAACCUUUUCAUAGAAGGAAAAUUCCUUCAAAACAGGAAUUGUUUAAAUUUUUUUUUGGUAUCCCUAGUUCCUGGCAACAUAGUAGGCACUAAAUAAAAAUUUUGGUGGAUUCCUCCAAAAACUUGUUCCUUUUGAUUCCUGUCCAUGGUAUCCCCAUUCAUCCAAUAUCCUAUGUUUGUAACCUUAGUGUGCCCAUUAAAAAAAAAAAUAAACCCUUAUCUUCUGUCUUGGAGUCAAUGGGGGUUAAGUGACUUGCCCAGGGUCCCACAGCUGGGAAGUGUGUGAGGCCACAUUUGAACCUAGGACCUCCCAUCUCUAGGCCUGACUCUCAAUCCACUGAGCCACCCAGCUGCCCCCAGUGUGCCCUUUUUUGAGACUUAGUCUUCACCUCCCCCACCCCCCUUCCUGGCUCUUUCAUCUUCCUGCAGUCUUUCUGAGAGGAUCUCCAAUGUAUCCUAUCUCUUCCUAACUGUUCACUGAGUCUAUUUUCCCUCUAAACUGCCCCCCCCCAACAAUUUAUCCUAUAUUCUGUCUCCCACCUGCCUUUCAUUUGCCAUUUUUUAGUUUUCUGUGCCAUUUGCCUGCUGGGUUAUAACUCCCUGAGGGCAAGUUCAUGUGUUCUUUAUCUCUUCCUCAGCCUGGCACUCUUCUGUUGCUGUGCUGCAAUAUAGUAGGGAGUAGAUACUUAAGGAAUCACAUUGAGGAUGAAGGUGUUGUGGAUUUUUUUUUUUUUUCAUUUUUAACUUAAGCAAGCUGAUUCCUUUUCAUGACUGUCACUCAAUUGCUAUUAUUGUCUGUAGGAAGUAUUGAUUACUUCAGUCACAUCAGAAUGUUGUUGGACUUGUAGAUGUUCCUUUUCAGCUUCUAUCCUUCAUUAUUAGAGUUCCUUUACAUCUCCAAAGACAACUGAAAUAACUCUUCAGUUGUUUAGAAGAUCUCAUUUAUUUGUGCCUUCUCUCAGAAAGGCAUAGAAUAAAUAAUGUUAAUUGUCCUAUGGUCAAUGCAAAAGAACAUUAGUUAAUUGAACUUUAAUACUCCAGUCAAAUGGCAUUAAUUUACUCAUUAUUUGUGUUGUUUUGCUAAGGGAAUAUAAAGAUCUACAUUUUAAAGACAGACAUAGGCACUUUUCCAAGGAAGUCUAUGUUGGUCCCUGUUAGUUAAGAAUUUGUCCACUGGACAGGAGAUGAAAUAAAAAUGCCAAUUACAGUAGCAUUUAAAACCAAUACCAAAUUUUGCUCUUCAAAUGAAUGCCUUUUUUUUUUUAAGGAGCCUGAAGGAUAACUCACACACCCAGUGAAAGGAGGAAACUUAGUACUUAAACUUAACAUAAAUGUAUUCUGAGUUGAUGAAUAUCAAAUGCAUUUACUUUAGAGAGGAAUUUAAAAAUCUUUUUUCUAGCUAAGAGGAUUAUCUUUUUCAAAUACAUGGACGCUUUCUUUCCAGAAUGUCUUAAAAUUUGUUAUUUUCUCCUUUCCCCAAAAUGACUAGUUUUUGUUAGUAUUUGGAAAAUUAAAGUCAGUAAUUACUGUUUUUGAGGUGAGGAAAAGUAGUUUUCUUGUAUGUUCAUCUGUCUACUACUAUUUCUUCACUAAAAACCAGGCUUAGAAAAUUAGACUUGUUCUCAAUUUUCACACCCUCUGGUUUCUAGAUUCAGAUUUCUCUACUGGCAUCAAAAGUUCUUAUAUUUUCCCCAUUACCAAGCAGGUACAUUUUAAGAUAAAAUGUAAUACUAUGCUAUUAAAAAAAAUUUAGGAGAUGAUUUUCUAUAUAGAGAAAAGAUGAAAUGCACUGUGCUUUUUUACAUGUAAGAGUUUAGCAGCAUUUCCCUGUUAUUGGAAAAGGUAAAAGUGACCAGUUGGUCUAGUCUAGUGCACCUCAUGCAAAAGGUGUGUAAAACAAUUCUAAAAAUAAUGGAUGGUUUGAAAAGAUUGUUUCUCAAGAAGUAUAGUCUUGUUUGACCUUAAGUCUUAUGAGCUUUGUCUCUGGUUUCCAGCCAGGGGCUUUCACUAUGAAAGCACAUCAUUUUUAGUGCUAAACUAUUUUUUGACACACUGAAUGAAUGCAAUAUGUUAACACUCCUGUAAGUCCCAGAAUUGCUUGGCUGCCCCUUGCCCUGCCUGCCUGGUACUGGCUGAAAAGGUACCAUUGUUUGUUCUGCAAACACUGGGUGAUGUUUGUUUCCAAGGUGACUGUGGUUCUAUUGCUGCCGUUUAAGCAAGGGGGGAUGGGGAGAGAGAAAGUUGGCUUUAAACACCUGAGAGCAUCCUGUUCUGACUAAAGAGUAUGUGUGUUGGGGGAAGUUUGGAGGGUCUUAAAAAAAAACCUUAAGUGGUGUAAAUUGGAGAAAGAUGAGUACUUUGAAAAUAGGAAGAGAAGGCAUUUUAUCAGUUGCCCUUUAUCUGUAUUCCAACCUUUGUGCCAUUGAGGUGUGACAGUGUCCAGCAACUCCACUAUCACUGGGUCCAGCUAGUGUUAGCUCUGUAUUGAAGUUGGCUGGUUCAAUUGAAAUAAAGAAGAUAAAAGAAAGUGAGGAAGAGGCAGAGAUAAGCAAAGACGUUAGCCUGCCACUCCUUGUGGAAAGUGGCCAUCAGAGGAAAAAACCUUCUUGUACAUCAGUUGGAGAAGAUGAAGUUCCAGCAGAAAGAAUCCUCAGCUUAAAUUGUAGCCCUAUGACGUCAAAGUCACCCACCAGCUUAGAAGGUUCAGAUUUAUCUUCCAUCAACACCAUGAUGUCAGCAGUAAUGAGUGUAGGGAAGAUUGCAGAGAAUGGUGGCAACACCCAGGCCAUCAAGUCGCCAACAAAGUCAUCAGGACCGAAUCGGAUUGGCAGGAGGAACCAGGAAACUAAAGAGGAAAAGUCUUCCUAUACUUGUCCCCUGUGUGAAAAAAUUUGCACUACUCAGCAUCAGCUAACCAUGCACAUUCGUCAGCAUAACACAGACACUGGAGGGACAGACCAUUCUUGCAGCAUCUGUGGAAAGUCUCUGAGCUCUGCAAGUUCCCUGGAUCGCCACAUGUUGGUUCAUUCUGGUGAAAGACCUUAUAAAUGUUCUGUUUGUGGACAGUCCUUUACGACCAAUGGAAAUAUGCACAGACAUAUGAAGAUUCAUGAGAAGGAUCCCAACACUACCACAAGUACAACGCCUCCAUCUCCACUGAAGCGCAGGCGGAUGACCUCCAAAAGGAAACUAAGUCACGAGGCUGAAUCGGAGAAAGAAGAACUAACACCUGCUAAAAAGAUGAUAGAGGAUCCUCAAUCAGGUGACACAGAGAAGAAAACAGAUGAAGUUUUUCACUGCCCAGUGUGUUACAAGGAAUUUGUUUGCAAGUAUGGCUUGGAGACUCACAUGGAGACCCAUCCAGAUAACCCCCUGAGGUGUGACAUUUGUUGCAUUAGCUUUCGCACACAUCGAGGACUGCUGCGUCAUAAUGCAGUUAUCCACAAGCAGUUUCCAAGAGACCCUACAGGAAAGCCUUUUAUUCAGAACAAUCCUUCAAUUCCUGCUGGCUUCCAUGAUUUAGGAUUCACUGACUUCUCUUGUAGGAAAUUUCCUCGCAUUUCUCAGGUCUGGUGUGAAACAAAUUUAAGAAGAUGCAUCAGUGAAUUUCAUCGUUUUAUUUGUGAGACCUGCAAUAAGGCCUUCCCCAUGCUUUCUGCACUCAAACUACACACACAAACCCAUAUGGUAGGGGAUCAGGGGAGUGAGAAGCACAAACUAGAGGCAAAGAGUCCCACGGAUGAGAGCCCUGAAAAGAAGGCCUUCAUGGCAGCCCUGGGCCUCCGGUCCACCAAAGACCUCCAGCCCCCUCCUGCGGAGGAGCCCGUGCUGGAUGAUAACCAAGCAAUACAGCUCGAGACCCUGAAGAGCGGCCUACCUCAGGAGCCCGGCAGCACCGGCCUGCUCACCCUGUCCCCUCUUGGUGCAGCUUCCCUGGGGGCCUCACUCACGGUCCUGCCCCCCACCAAGGAAAACAUGAAGCAUCUCUCCCUCCAGCCCUUCCAGAAGGGAUUCAUCAUCCAGCCUGACAGUAGUAUUGUCGUCAAACCCAUUUCCAGUGAGUCUGCCAUUGAGCUGGCGGACAUCCAGCAAAUCCUGAAGAUGGCGUCCUCGGUCCCUCCCCAGAUCAGUCUUCCGCCGCUGUCGAAGGCCCCUGCCACCCCCAUGCAGUCUAUCUUCAAGCACAUGCCCCCGCUGAAGCCAAAGCCCCUGGUCACCCCCCGCACGGUGGUGGCUACCUCCACCCCCCCGCCCCUGAUCAGCGCCCAGCAGGCGUCUCCGGGCUGCAUCAGCCCCAGCCUCCCCCCUCCGCCGCUGAGGCUGAUCAAAACCUCUGCGGAGGCCGCCUCCAACUCCCAGCUGCUGCAGCCCAAGUCCGGGGCCAAGCUGAAUUCUCCGUCUUCACAGCUCUUCCUCCAGUCUCGGGGGGAUGCUUCGGGGCAGCCCGAGAUGAAGACCCAGCUGGAGCAGGACAGUAUCAUCGAGGCCCUGCUGCCCCUGAACAUGGAGGCCAAGAUCAAGCAAGAAGUGACCGAGGGAGAGCUCAAGGCCAUCAUCGCCGGAGCGGCCGGCAAGAAGACGCCGGCCAUGCGCAAGGUCCUGUAUCCCUGCCGCUUCUGCAGCCAAGUGUUUGCCUUCUCUGGCGUGUUGCGCGCGCACGUGCGCUCCCACCUGGGCAUCUCCCCGUACCAGUGCAACAUCUGUGACUACAUCGCCGCCGACAAGGCCGCGCUCAUCCGCCACCUGCGCACACACAGCGGCGAGAGGCCCUACAUCUGCAAGAUCUGCCACUACCCCUUCACCGUGAAGGCCAACUGCGAGCGGCACCUGAGGAAAAAGCACCUCAAAGCCACCCGCAAGGACAUCGAGAAGAACAUCGAGUACGUGUCCAGCAACGCCGCCGAGAUGGUGGACGCCUUCUGCUCCCCCGACACCGUGUGCCGCCUGUGCGGGGAGGACCUCAAGCACUACCGGGCCCUGCGCAUCCACAUGAGGACCCACAGCGGGGGCGCCGCCGGCUGCCCCAAGGGCCGCAAGCCCUUCGAGUGCAAGGAGUGUGGCACCGCCUUCUCCACCAAGCGCAACUGCGUGCACCACGUCCUCAAGCAGCACCUGCAUGUGCAGGAGCGCGACAUCGACAGCUACGUCCUCGCCGUCGACUGCGGAGUGGGGCCCCGCGAGCCCCAGGCGCCCGACGCCGCCGCGCUGCUCGAGGAGGCCCCUUACGGGGACCGGAAGCCCCUCACUGCCUUCCUGGAGCCCCAGAAUGGUUUCCUUCGGGGAGCUGCCCAGCCGCCGCUGCCUUCCCACAUCUCCAUCAAGUUGGAGCCCACGAGCAGCUUCCCCAUGGACUUCAACGAGCCCCUGGAUUUCUCACAGAAGGGAAAGGCCUUGGCCUUGGUCCAAGUGAAGCAAGAGAACUCCUUUGUGGGUUCCUCCUCUUAUGACUGUUCCAUGGAGCCCAUCGACCUGUCCAUCCCCAAGACCCUUCGGCGGGAUAAGGAGGCGGCGGUACUGGGCGAAGCCAAGAAGCCCGAGCUGGGCCCUGGCUGUGGCGACCAGCUCUACAGCUGCCCUCCGCCCUGCCCCAGCCUGCCCGUGCCCCUCGCGGCCAGCGGGCCUUUGGAGAAGCCGACUGCCAGCACGGCUCCCUCUGCGGCCACCAACAGCCCAGGCCUUCCUCAUCCUGCCCAGCCCCUGCAGGCCCCCCUCCACCUCGCCGUCCCUAUCAUCUCCCCGGCCCUCCUGAGCAACUCGGCCCUGCUUCGUCCUCUUCGCCCCAAACCACCCCCGCUCUUGCCAAAGCCUCCUGUGACGAAAGAGCUGCCGCCCCUGGCCUCCAUCGCCCAGAUAAUCUCCUCCGUGUCCUCGGCCCCUGCUCUGUUGAAGACCGAGGUGUCAGACCCUGCCCCGAAGGCCGCCAGCAACCCUCUGCUCCCGGAGAAGCCAGGAGGCCCCAAGCAGAAGCCGGCAGCCAUCUCUGGCACCGGCAGCCCCAAAGAGCCCGGAGAGUCCGCCGUCCGGGCCGCCAGUCCCGGGGCCGCCUCGCCCAUGGAGCAGGGAUCAGCUGCUUUGUCAAAGAAGAGAGGCCGAAAGAAAGGGACCAAGAACCGGCCCAAGACAAACAGUAGCAGUGUGGACCUGGAGUCGAGCGGAGAGUUCGCCAGCAUCGAGAAGAUGCUCGCCACCACCGACACCAACAAGUUCAGUCCCUUCCUGCAGUCCGCCGAAGACGACGUCAAAGACGAAGCUGUGCCCGCCGACCCGACCGGGCCCAGCGACGACGAGCAGGACGCCCCUGAGGAAAAGCUGCUGAGGGGGAAGCGCAAUUCCUAUUCUGCCUGCCUGCAGAAGAUCAGCUGUCCCUACUGCCCCCGAGUGUUUCCGUGGGCCAGCUCCCUCCAGCGGCACAUGCUCACACACACUGGUCAGAAGCCCUACCCUUGUCAAAAAUGCGACGCCUUCUUUUCUACCAAAUCUAACUGUGAACGGCACCAAUUGCGCAAACACGGAGUUGCCAACUGCUCCUUGAGAAGAAACGGGCUUAUCCCCCAGUCAAAAGAAAGUGAUGUUGGAUCUCAUGAUAGCACAGAUAGCCAGUCCGAUCCGGAGAUCCCCGUUACGGGCGGCGAAGUGCUUGACCUCACGUCCAAGGAGCGGGAGCCGCCGCCCUCGGAGGGUGCCCAGGAGCACAGCCAGGACACCCAGGGCCACCCCGCGGACGAGGGGAAGGAGGAGAAGGCGCCCUCCCCGGAAGGAGGCCAGGAUCCUCCGCCGGAGGAGGACGCGGACGAAGAGAGGGAGGCUGUGGAGGAAAGGCCGGAGGACAUGGAAGGCCCAGAAGACGACACAGUCAGCAACAAGAGCCUGGACCUCAACUUUGCCAGCAAGCUGAUGGACUUCAAACUGGCCGAGAGCGAGCACACCGUGCCAGCCGGCGGAGGCUCCUCCGAGCAGGACAAGAAGCACGCUUGUGACGUCUGCGGGAAGAGCUUCAAGUUUGCCGGAACCCUCACCCGCCACAGGAAAGCCCACGCUCACGAGGAGCCGCGGGACGAGAGAGCCCCCGAGGAGGAGGCCGCCAGCCCCUCGGCCGCCGAGCACGAGGACAGCCCCGCCGAGCCCAAGGCCGCCGAGUCCCCGUGCGGGGGCAGGGACAACGAGGAGAGCGAGAGCAUCUCCGAGGGCGAGGGGGCCGCCGACAGGAAGUCCUCUGAGAAGAGUGACGACGACAAGAAGCCAAAGACGAACGGCACAAAGAGCGCCUCCAAGGCCGACAAGAGGAAGAAGGUGUGCACUGUGUGUAACAAGAGGUUCUGGUCCCUGCAGGACCUCACCCGCCACAUGAGGUCCCACACAGGGGAAAGACCGUACAAGUGCCAGACCUGUGAGCGGACCUUCACUUUGAAGCACAGCCUGGUUCGUCACCAGCGCAUCCAUCAGAAAGUCAAAAACACAAGACACCACGGCAAGGAAAGUGACAAGGAAGACCGGGGGGAGGACGACAGCGAGAACGAGUCCAUCCACAGCGGCAACAAUCCUCUCUCGGAAAAUGAGGGCGACUCCGCUCCCAAUCUCAACAGCCAUUCAGCCGUCACCCGAAGCCGGAGAGAGAAUCUGGCCGGCGUGGCCAAGGAUUUGAGUCGUCAGGAGGAUAAGUCGGGGGGAAGGACGCCUGGCGCUUGCCUAGCCGAGCCCAACAAAAGUGCCCAGAAGCCGGCCCCGGCCGGGACCACCGAGCAGGAGUCUCAGGGUAGUGCGGAUUGUGAGAGCCCAUCGGGCUUCAUUCAGGAUCUGUUGGAUGUGCACAGCAAGAGGCCUCCUGCGAACCACAUUCUUGCCUCGGCAGAGAGCGCGCCCCCACUUGUGGGAAUGGAAUGACCCAAUCAACCGUCUGUCCCCAGCACAUAGACUAAAGCCAGCAGAGCAAAGGUACCCCAAUCUGUAGCACACUGGAUUUCCUCAGUGACUCCAGUGGUCGGGGAGUGAGAGAGAGAGGGAGAGGGAGAGGGAAAGGAAGAAAUGAAGUAUGGCAGACUGACCCUAGUGCCAUAGCCCUUUCAGUAUAACAAUGCGAGAGACUACAGGAUAUACUGAUUCAGAGUGCCUUACUACUUUAUUAAAUCUUUUGGUAUCAUUGACCUUUUUUUUUUCCAAAAUGAUUUUUAAAAAAAAAUAUUUUAAUGAAUUAUUUGGAGAGGACCUUUUUCAUUUAAGCAUUAAGUUACCUUUUUGUAUUGGUGUGCGUGAGCCUGUUCGCGUGGAACUUUUGAUAGUUGCCGUGUUUUGUUCUGUGAGCCGGAAAUGGGGAAAAGAAACCAAUGCCCUUGGAUACCACGACUAACUGGAAGAAAAUGAUGUGAAUUUCCUGUACCAGAGGAAAAUUUGGAUGAGAGAAAAUUAAUUUCUCAAAGACGCUUUUGUACUUACUACGUGAUGGAGCUCUAAUCUGGUUCCAGGUAUUAAGACAAGUGGUUGAUGAAGGUAUUCAAAAUUGGUUCAAGCCAAAACCAGGAAAGAUGCUAGCUUCAACCUCAUCCUUGUUUCCACUCUUUUCGGCGUUAGAAAUGGUGUUAUUGUUUAAUGUUUUAAGACAUUUUUCCCUGGACUGAGCAUACAGAGAAGAGUUACCUUAGCAACUUAACCUAUGGAAAUUAUGCACAGCUGUCAUAUGUUUGAUUUUUUUGCUUCAAUAUAUGUAUUAUUAUUAUUAUUGUUAUUAUUAUUAUUAUUAUUAUUUUAAAAGUCAUCAGUUGCUAGGCUCUGCAGUCAGCAGAAACCAAUGGGCAAUAUUUGUCCGCGGAGAUCUAUGAUGCAGCUUUGGAUCCCUGUGUAAAUGUUUGAUUACAGCUUUGACUAGUUCACUAGCCCUCACUUGGCAGUUGUUCUACUGAACCUAAAUGAACCCUUCCUUCCUUAGCGACUGGAGAAAUAAAGUGGAGGCCAACAAGUAAUCACCACCAAUGUACAGGGGAACAUCUCAGCAGUGUGAGAGAGAGAGAGAGUGAGAGAGAGAGCGAGAGAGAGCGUGUGCAUAUAUGUGCAAACAAAUGCACCCCCAUGGGGGGAGGUAGUAGAGGUAACAGGAUGAGAGGGACCUCCAAAUGCAUCAGGAAAGCGCUGCAAAGAAGUUUUGUGGACAGAACGGCAGUGAUGAAAAAAAUCUGUUACUCACCAAUAAGGUAGUCUUCCAGCUCAAUGACAUGCAAGCCUCACCCACUUUUGCUACUGACAUAUUUGCAAAGCAAAGAAAUGCUACUACUGGUUUUUUAUUAAAAAAAAAAAGACAAAACAAAAACAAAAGCUGACAAGUGCAGUUUGGGCUGGUGCUUGAAGAUGAACAUGUCAUUUCUGAUUCCCUCUCCAUAAUCCAAACCCCUAGAUGCAGAGAGGAAGAAUUUUCUUAAGAGGUAUCCCAUGUAGGCAGUGGAAUUCGCUGCAGCCACCAAUGUUGAGGGGUAGAAAAAAAAUGUCUCCUACUGUAGCUGAGCUUUGUGCUCAGCAUCUUUUUUUUUUGUCCUUCAGUCAUGACCUCUAGGACAUAGAGCCAAUAGUAUUGCCAGGGAUGCCCUGUGCUGUUCCUCCACUUGAACCCUCUUCCCCUCUCCCACUGCGAUUACAACUGCAGCCCUUCCCACCUCUUCUAAGUUUCCUUUCUAAGAUUUCUUCCUCCUUUGGGCCUUAACUUAUCCUCCUUCUUUACCUUUGUCUGUAUAUAUGUAGACACGUACAUGCAUGCUUCUCUCACACACCCGCCCCCUCUUUUUUUGACCUCUUAAUUCUUCCCUGACUCCCAGAGGUGGAAAUUGAGCUGCCCAGACUUCCCACAGAAAGAGAAGUCUUCUUGAGAUGAAUGGAAAGUGAUAUGAGAAGAAAGAAAGGUUGAGAUACAUGUCAUGGUAAACAACUUGUACCAGGAAUGUCCGGAUUAGUUUCCAAACAAGGGUUUUCCUCCAGACAAGAACAAAUCAGAACCAAUGAUCCCCUUUCUAACUUCUACAGGGUGUGACCUACCGAGGCAAAAACCAAUUCACACAUCUAUCUCCCCUUCGUCUUACUUUCAUUGUUGUUGAUGUCAUUGUUUGGGGUUUCUUGUGGGGCUUUUUUUGUUUUGUUUCUUUGCAGCUCUCCACACUAGACUGAGAAAUGAUGUGGGGGGAAAGCCAUCACUAAUCUGUGCUGCAGUGAGAUGUAGCAGAUCAUCAGCUCCCAGCAGUGCCGCCGGGACGUCAGCUAGCAAUAAUCACUAUUGAUCGAAAGCUUUAUGUAGUCUUUAUAUCCUAGUAGAUGAUAAAAGUCUUGCCACAUUUUUUUGACAUUUUUAUUAGUUGAUUUUGAAAAUUUGUUGCUGUUUGUCAGUCUCCCUCCCCUCUUCCUCUCCCAUCUCCCUCCUCUGUGCUCCCAAUAUUAAACUGUGAAGUUUAUAAUGUGUUUAAACUAUGGGUGAAUCUUAGACUUAGUUUGCAUGUUCAGCUAAUUUGUCUCUAUACAUUUUGUUUGAUUCUUUUUUUUUCCUCUCAGGGCUUUUACAAAAAAAAAAAAUGGAUCUUCUGAAAUUUUUUUGUGUCUGAGGUGCAAGUUUUUUUUGUUUUGUUUUUGUUUUUUUGAUUAAUGGACUUAACGCUGAGCUAAUUCAAUCACUACAUUAAACACGACUGUGAAGCAAACCAGAGAAAACUCUGUGGGGCUAUUUUUUUUUAAAAUAGCUUUGGGGAGCUACAUGACAGUCGAAUGCCAGUUUCAGAAAGAUUCAUCAUAUUCUCUGACCCUUGUUUGUCUGUAUCUUCUUUUCCCCUCUCUUCAAGAAGGAAGUUAAUCUUAGUGAUUUCAGCCCAUGCAUUAAACAGGAAACAAUAAUAAAUGUGUAGAAUUCAUAUUUUUCUAAAGGGAACUUAAAACUGCUGCUACAAGUUAUGUACAAAACUGGUCUACGCCACAUGAACAGAGAAUCACAAGUUUUGUUUUGGUACUUUUUAUUCCUCUUUUUAUUUCGUUGUAUAGUACUUCCAAAUUCAGAAUGAAAGUAAAGCUGUUCUGUAUUGAACCAUCUAAGCAAUAAAAUGUUAUAUUUAAAAAUUA